AUGACUUCCCACGAUAGCGUCAUUGACAGUCUACCAAAUGAACUUUAUACACCUUACCUAGCGUGCCAGUAUCAAGGCACCAUAACGCGUGACGGGCCCGCCGUCAGCGAUGAGGCAACUGCGCUGGGUGACCUACAGCGCCUAUAUGCGUCGUUCAAACCCACCUUUGCAGAGGAGAAUCGUCGGCCAAGGAGGAUUAGAGCGAGGUUUACUGAGGCGCAGGCGUCCGAGGAUUCCGAAGACGAUUCCGCGACGCAGCACAUUCAUCUCGACGAUGGCGAGCUGUUUUCUCAGCUAUGCGCCGUUACCAACCUCGUUAAGGAAGGACCCAAGCGUGGGUUGUUUAUAAGCCAUGUUAACAUCGUCGACGGUGUCGUACGAAUCUUUCGAAACUGGCUGGCCGAAAUGGCAAGCAAGCAGGACUUGUCGAGCGUGGGCCCCGAGAGUAUCGUAUGGAUAGGUCGACAUGACAACGUUGGAAUACGCUUCCGAGUUGUUCCUGCGGCGUCAGAGACAAUGCCUCUUAUCUCGGGACCUGACGAUGAUCCGCCGGUCCAUUAUACCAUGGUCUAUGAGGAACUUCUCGUGAGAGCUAGUAGCCUCUUGCAGGCUGUGGAACACUCGGCGGUUCAGGAGGUUGCAAACUCUGGAAAGACUCUUGUUAUCCAUGGGGCUGCACUGUUGUAGUUGAUGAAACUUACCGUGGGCAACCCCACUAGGGCUAAGUGCUUGGAGAUAGCCACUUCUUCGAGUAUUAAGUUCUAACGGGAUCGUUUAGCCGUGAGUUAUGGAACAGUUAUUAGUAGGGAGUCUUCCAGAAACUCAGAGGUUGCAAAUGUGGAGUACAGAGCUGCUCUAUUCCUUCUCAAAACCGGACCUGGGUGUAAGUGGGAGUCUCAGACAUGGCCAAAAUGGUCUCAUCCAAGGUGUCAGUGUCGAGCAAGUGAUUCAACUGAUGCAGCACAUGGCAGAAGAGACAACCAUUUCGGCUCGGCCGAGGCUGGAGAGUAAGCACCGAAACU
Fusarium vanettenii 77-13-4 is the source of this 1022-nucleotide messenger RNA. RefSeq lists its product as uncharacterized. Bases 1 to 687 code for a protein of 228 amino acids. NCBI's taxonomy places the organism in Eukaryota, Fungi, Ascomycota, Sordariomycetes, Hypocreales, Nectriaceae. The transcript is spliced from 3 exons. The record is from RefSeq and is a predicted model, not a curated record.